Messenger RNA from Nezara viridula (southern green stink bug), 1099 nucleotides. NCBI's taxonomy places the organism in Eukaryota, Metazoa, Arthropoda, Insecta, Hemiptera, Pentatomidae. The record is from the annotation of a GenBank genome assembly.
AUUUUUGUUAUUUUUUUUUGUUAUCAGGGUGAUGCAGUACACAGGAUUCGUUUGGCUCAUUUUCUCGAGCCUGUUCGUUACGCUUCGUGGGGAGUUUUCAGCACAAGACGAGGAAACUCUCGGACUCAACUAUACUACUCUUUGGGAGCUGCUCAAAUUCCAGACGAACCCUUACCUUCAAGAUUUGCAAGGCCACUGGUCUUUCAAUGACACGAUAGAUAUCUCGAAGUACGAGGAGUUCGACCAUACCAGGUUUCAAGGUAGCCCAGAGCUUUCACUGGACGAGCUGGUCCAGAAGGUGAAGCAGCUGCAGAGGAGCAACAAAAGGAGACCGGAGCCGCCGAGGACCACCCAACCUCCGGAGGAACUUCUUGUCUUCGACACCAGCAUGACGACCAACGUCACCGCACAGCUCGGAGGAACCGCCUUCCUUCACUGCAGGGUGCGCAACCUCAAGAACAGAGCGAUAUCUUGGGUGCGAAAGAGGGACUGGCAUAUCCUCACUUCUGCCAUGUUCACCUACACCAACGACGAGCGGUUCCAAGUCCUCCACAACGAAGGCUCCGAGGAGUGGGUCCUCCAGAUCAAGUACGUUCAAAACAGGGAUAGCGGGGCCUACGAAUGUCAGGUUGCCUCAAGCAGAGGUACCCAAAGCCAGCUGUACAACCUGGAGGUAGUGGUGCCAACAGCUGACAUCAUAGGAACAGGAGAGAUUCACAUAGGUCAUGGUAGUGAUCUCACACUUGUCUGCGUCAUCGAAAAUAGCCCAAGCCCUCCGCAGUUUGUAAUGUGGUACCACAACGACAACAUGAUCAACUACGAAGAAGAAGAGACACAGAUGAGGGUGACAACUGAGAGCGGCGGUGAGAAGACACACUCCAAGCUCGUCAUUUCCAGGGCUAGUUCCAAACACUCUGGAAACUACUCCUGCAGAGCCAGCAACACUAGGCCUGACUCGGUAUAUGUCUUCGUGUCCAAUGACCACUCUAUACUCGACACUAAAUUAAAAUCUCUAUCCUUCUCCAACAACUCUAUCCUUUGGUUUCAGUCUUUGGUCAGCAGUGAGUAUUCCUUUAUUGCCCGAUCCACUGGUUUCUGA